Molecule: messenger RNA, 5894 nt
Organism: Xyrauchen texanus (razorback sucker)
Lineage: Eukaryota; Metazoa; Chordata; Actinopteri; Cypriniformes; Catostomidae
Gene: chl1a
Product: cell adhesion molecule L1-like a
Biological process (GO): cell-cell adhesion
Molecular function (GO): protein binding
Source: RefSeq, a predicted model, not a curated record
AAGAAUUUGUGGAGCGUGCUGAGAUGCUCAGUCUGAAUGCUGUUUAAUACUAUCAGUGCUUCCCUAGGAAUUAUAUGUGUUAGUGUAUCCUUGCAGAUGUGUUGAAAUCUUUGCCUUUGAGGGGUCAGUGAGCAUCUCUAGAUAAGACACCAGGUUAAGUCACAGCAUCUCCUGCACUCUUCCAAGCGGGGUCCUCAUCUGCUGGCUGGGAUGAGGGGUCCCAGGGGCCUAUGUGUCUGGCUCCUGUUGGCCAUCUUCUCCACUGCCUUUGCUCUUUAUUUCCCUCCUCAUGUGGAGCAGCUGCCGACCAUCACCGGUCAGACCUCAGGCUCUAUAAUUGCCUUGCUGUAUGAUGAGAGCUUCCUCUUUAAGUGUGAAGCUAAAGGCAAUCCAAGACCUACGUACCAUUGGACUAAGGACGGAAUGGAUUUUGACCCACAUAAAGACCCUCGACUCACAACAGAUGAGAGCAGUGGGUCUUUUGUGAUACCUAAAAGUAAAGAUAAAGUGAAAUACCAGGGAAAGUACAGAUGUUAUGCCUCAAACACGCUUGGAACUGCAAUAUCAGAGGAAGCAGAAUUUAUUGUGCCUACGGUACCCAAGUUUUCUAAAGAGAUGUUAAAGCCGGUGUUAGUUGAAGAGGGUGAUUCAGUGGUUUUGGAAUGUGACCCACCAAAAGGGAUUGAACCUAUACAGCUAUACUGGAUGACCAAAGAUCUUCGGCACAUUGAGCAGAAUGAGAGAGUGUCCAUGGCUCUCAAUGGGAAUCUGUACUUUUCUAAUACACUGGCGACUGAUAGCCAUGACGACUACUGCUGUUUUGCCUCCUUUUCCAGGAUACGCACCAUCGUCCAGAAACCCAGCAUGGCACUAAGGGUUAGAAAAACAAAUUCAAGCCAUGGGGGUGAUAGCCUCAGUGUUCAGGAAAGGAAACCGCAACUUUUGGAGCCCUCCAGUCAUAUGACAACCUACCUAAAGAAAGGAGAAGAGCUGGAACUGGAGUGUAUUGCAGAAGGACUGCCCACGCCGAUAAUAGAAUGGGAGAAGAUGACAGACAGCUUACCAAAGCGUGCAAAUAUCAUGAAGUAUGGAAAGCUUCUGACAAUACCAGACGUCACAGAACAGGAUGAAGGAAAAUACAUGUGCAAGGCCAAGAAUUCUCUUGGUGAAGCUGUCCAUCAUUUUCACGUUGUUAUAGAGGAGCCCCCCAGUUGGCGGGAGGAGCCAUUGAAGAAUCAGUUGGCGGCGACUGGAUCUGACAUCCACAUCAAAUGUUCUGCUACAGGAAAACCACAACCCACAAUCACCUGGAAGAGAAACGGCCAGCCCCUGAAUGAUUUCCCUUCUAACAAUCUCAAAGUGGUUGAUGACAGCAUCAUUAUAUAUGGAGCCGAACAAAGGGACACUGCAGUAUACCAAUGUGAGGCCUCCAACAGACACGGGACGCUACUUGCUAAUGCUAACAUCCUAGUCAUGAAUCAUCCUCCUUUCAUUCUGACACGGAAUUAUCUGGAGUAUGCAACCAUGUUAGGGAAGAGUCUGAUUAUGGACUGCAAAGUCUUUAGCUCUCCACCCUCCACCCUACACUGGAGAAAAGAAGACCCAGAGGGCUCAGUAGAUGGGGAGAGAUUUUCUCUCCUAAAGAAUGGCUCCCUGCAGAUUCACAGAGUUGAGAUGGAAGACAUGGGCCAGUACAAAUGUUUGGCAAACAACUCUGAGGGCACAGCAAGCAUCACCGCUGAACUUUUCAUUAAAGAUUCAACUAGGAUUGUGGAACCUCCUCAAGACAUGAAGGUCAGAAGAGGAUCUAUGGCAGAACUGGAAUGCCAUGUCGAGUGCGACCCAACCCUCAGAAGAGAGCUGGAGAUCCUGUGGCAAAAGGAUGGGAUAGAUAUCCUCUCUAACUACACAGAAGACUCAGGAUAUUUCAUAAAGGAUGGAAUUCUCCAGAUUGUCAAUGUGAGCCACAGUGAUGAAGGAAAUUACACCUGCAUUGUUCGAACGUCAUUGGACAAGGAUAGGGCUUCUGCAUAUAUAACAGUGUUAGAUGUCCCAGAUCCACCGAUCCAAUUGACACUCUCUGAUCUGAAAGACCGCAGUGUGAUGCUCCAUUGGUUGGCUUCCAAUGAUCAUAACAGCCCCAUAACAGAGUUCAUCAUCCAGUAUGAAGAGAACCACUGGGAGCCGGAGAAGUGGAAGGAGCAUCUGCGAGUCGCCAGCAUUCAGUACUCAGCCCCCCUGACGCUAUACGGCCACAUUAACUACCAGUUCAGAGUCAUUGCUGUCAAUGCUAUGGGGAGCAGCCGUCCCAGCAUGCCCUCCAAAAGAUAUAAGACACCUCCUUGUGCUCCUGACAGGAACCCAGAAAACAUUAAGAUUGAGGGUCACCUGCCACAUCAAAUGGACAUCAGCUGGGAGCCGCUCUUGCCUGUGCAACACAACGGUCCCGGUCUGGAAUACAAACUGAGCUACAGGCUCCUGGGUGUUGAGGACAGUUGGAAAGAGCAGAUGGUGAAGCGACACUCAUUUGUGGUGUCAGACACCCCUACAUUCGUCCCCUACGAGUUCAAGAUCCAGGCCCAUAACAACCAUGGGUGGGCUCCAGAACCCAAAGUGGUGACUGGUUAUUCUGGGGAAGACAAGCCCCUGGCAGCUCCUGAGAAUGUAUCAGUGAUGGUGUUGAACUCUACACUGUUGUGGGUCAGCUGGUCACCAGUGCCCCAGGCCACUCUAAGGGGUCAUCUCGGAGGAUACACGGUGCACUGGUGGCAAACUCAAAGUCUGUUGACCUCUAAGAGAAUCCCCUCAGAGAGACAGUCUCUCAGCAUCCCUGGGAACAGGAGUCACACCAUGGUGCCCGGACUGAAUCCAUUCUCUGAAUAUAGCCUGACUGUCAGCGUCUUUAACAGGAGAGGCAAUGGACCCAGCAGCAGUCCCAUCUCUUUCACAACUCCACAGGGAGUUCCUGAGCAACCUCCCAUACUAAGAGCCACAAACUUUCAGAAAAACUCCAUCACGCUGGUGUGGGCGCCUCCAUAUGAAUCCAACGGCUUUCUCACGGGUUACUUGCUGCAAUACCAGACAAUUAAUGAGACCCAGAGUGAGCUAAACUCUGUGAACAUUAGUGCUCCAGAUACGACACAGUGGGUGUUGCAUGAUCUGCGGGAAGACAACUUGUACAAGUUCUACCUGAGUGCAUGCACGGAGGCGGGCUGCGGGUCAGCUGUCAUCGUGGAAGGAGGCACAGUUCCUGAAGCAUUUUCUACAACCUCUGCUGAGACUUCGACAGAGAGCAGGCAACCUUUCUCUUUCACCUCAUCUAAUACAGACACUUCUGUCAAUGCCACCUUUACUACUUUAGCCGUGCUUAACAUAUCCACCUCUGUAAAUGACACCUUUGUGAGAAUCAGCUGGAGAACCAGAGAAGAACGUUCUGAUUCAGAGAUCUAUGUUGCAAUAAUGAAUCACCGUGAUGGUAUCUGGCAGGUUUCAGAGGCUGUAAACACAUCUAAAGGUUUCCACCUCAUUGAAGGGCUCAGCCUAGGCACUGUGUACACAGUCCGACUGCUGGCUUCAAGCAGGGUUGAUGCGUCUAGUAUUUUUGAAGAGGUUUUCAAGACCAGGAAAGUGGCCUUUAAAUCAGCAUUGUCAUCUCAGGACUGGUUGGUGGGGAUGAUGUGUGCAGUGGCUUUGCUAACUCUAUUAGUACUCAUUGGCUGUUUUGUGCUCAGGAACAAAGGUGGCAAGUAUGCAGUGAAAGAAAAAGAGGAAUCUCCCGCUGAUCCAGAAUCUCAAGUCAUGAGCAAAGACACUCCCUGCGAAUACAGUGACAAUGAUGAGAAACCUCUGAAGAGCAACCAGCUAUUGUUCAUGGAAGACGAUGAUAGCUGUGAAGACUCUGUAAUAUCAGAGGAUGAGGACUGUGAGUUCAAUGAAGAUGGCUCGUUCAUCGGCGAGUACUCGGGUCACACACGUAGGGUGUUCACGGAGGGGAACGGACAGCCCCCAGUGACUGCUUAAGAUGCUGGUUCAUUCUUUUGGACUUUAAAAAACAUGACAGGGAGAAAGAAAAGUUUGUGUGUCUGCACCAUGAAUAUGCCUGUGUUUCUUUUUAAGAGUUUGCUGUUGCGUGAAUGGCCACCUCUUUACAGUGUUAAUAUAAAGGGUGAUUACAGGGUAAAGAAAAAGCUCACGCAACCACGACAAUUCUGUCAUUUACUCACCCUCAAAUUAUUCCACUGAACACAAUAGGAGAUGUGUAGAAGAAGUAUUUCCAUACAAUAAAAGUGAAUGGUGACAUGGGUUGUCAGGCUCCAGAAAUGACAUGAAGCAUCAGAAAAUUAUCAUAAAAGUAGUUCAUACCACUCAUGUGCUAGAUUCAUGCACCAUAUUAGUUUUUUGAAGCCAUACAAUAGCUUUUUGUGAGAAAAAAACAUAAUAUUUGUUUCAUUUCAUAACUAUUAUACAGCCCUUUACUUCUUUGAGUAUAUUCAAAUAUGGCACUUCAAAACAAACCUGUCAUGCUGGGUUUGACGUCAGUGAUGCCAAACUUAGAUGGACAAAAGAAAACUAUAUCAGUUUGGAACGACAUAAGAGUGAGCAAAUAAUGACAGUGUUUUCAUUUGUUUUGGUAAACUAAUGCUUCCAAAGAGGUAAUUUUUUGUUUUAUGAAACAUAAUUUGCAUGCUUGUCCAACAACAAAGCACACAAGCACAGAGAAAUAACUGGCUUGUGCACCUUAGAAUUAAUGUAGAUUGCGAGGUUGCGGUUGUAUUAGGUAAUGUUUUCACUUUUCCUGCUGAAGAACAAUAAAUAAUUCAUGGCCUGUCACAAGACGGAUGUCUUGACAGCACAAUUUUCGGUUACAUGUUAUCGUGUGUGGGCAAUCACCUAACAUCACUGUACGCCUCUCAGCAAGAUAUUGACACAAUCAAACAAUACAAUUAUGUUCAGACUGUUCUAUGUAUCCUAGAAAACAUAUUUCUGUUUAAUCAUGCAUUUGAUUAAGACAUUGGUGCUGCUAUGGCACAACAAAAAAAAAACAUUUAAUGGAAAAGGUCAACAUUGAAUGGUUGGGUCCACAUUUUUUCUUUGCACUAAUAGGGAGAAUUCUAUGGAAUGUGUUCCAUGAGUGUACAUGGGUAUUUCAGAGCAUAUAAACUGCUCAUUAUUCAUCAAUUUUAAUCAAUAAUGUGCAUUAAUCAAGACUGCCUUGUUUGCUUUUAACAAAACGCUAUCAUUCAAUAUGAUAAAGCCCUUCUAUAUAUUAUACAUUCUUGGAAAUUCUUAUUUUGUUUCAAAAUGAUGUGAUUUUCAAACAUGACAUUCCCCUUAACAUAUGUAUUAUUACUAUUAAAAAACAACUAUUCUGCUGAUAUAUGAGAUGAUAAUUUAUAAGAUUUGUGUUAUUUUUCUACAAAUUAAAGUUAGCAAUUUCUAUGUAGAAAUAGUUUCUGUUUAUUUUAGAAAUGUUAUUCUGUUGCACUCUAUGUACUGUAGAUAACAGAUUUGUUUUUAUUCCUCUUUUUGUGUUUUGUGAAUUUUGUGUUUCAUUCUGCCUGAAAAUGGUACUGCUAAUACUAAAGACUCAGGUUGUUUAUUAAAGAACAUUCUGUGCAAAAUAUUCCUUCACAUUGUAUUACAAGUACUGUGCAGAUCUGAGGAACAUGAUUAUUCACACAUUUGCAAUUUGUAUUCAUGCACAAUGUUGCUGUAAAAUGUUGACUCUGAAGACACAUACAGUGGCAUGCAAAUGUUCGGCACCCCUGGUCAACAUUUCUGUUGCUGUGAAUAGAGUAGUAGAAUAGUAGCAGUUGAAGUGAGUAGAAGAUGAACUGAUCUCCAAAAGGCAUAAUGUUAAAGAUGAAACAUACUAUUAAAAGUUUUAAGCAAUA